GGUGUCCCGGACCCGGAAGUGGAGUUGCCGAGUCACCGCAGUGGCUGAGCUGCUGACAGGAGGCGGCGGCGGAGGAGGAGGCGAGGCAAGACCUGCGUCUCCGCCGGGCCACAGCCGCGGUAGCGCUGGGCAAGCCCAAGGAGCCACGCCGGCCUCAGCCGCCAGCACACCUCCCGCCCCGCGCCCACCCCGCCGUCUGCUCGGCCGCCUGCCCGCCCGACGCGUCCGGGGCGGCCUAGUCUGCACCACCCACCGGCUCCUGGGGCCGCCGCCCCGCGCGGUCCCGUCGGCGUCCCUGGCCGCGCCCGCCCCGGGCCCGCUCGCCCGCCCGCCGGCACCAUGAUGGAGGAGAUCGACCGGUUCCAGGUGCCCACCGCGCACUCGGAGAUGCAGCCGCUGAACCUGAGGGAGAGCUGGAAGGAGGCGGGAUGGGCCAGGAACCUGAAGGUGUGGAUGGCCUGUUCUCUGAGCUCUGCUGGAGCUGAGCAGAACUCUCCAAGUCCUGAAGAGCUGGGGCUCCCUAAACCUCCUCUCUCUAUGUUAGGUGGGGAGGACCCAGCCGCCGCCUCCAUCUCAGACGGAGACUGUGGCGCCCGGGAGGGUGAGUCAGUUGCCAUGAAUUACAAACCAUCCCCGCUCCAAGUGAAGCUGGAGAAGCAGCGGGAGCUGGCCCGGAAGGGAUCCCUGAAGAAUGGCAGCAUGGGUAGCCCCGUCAACCAGCAACCCAAGAAGAACAAUGUCAUGGCCCGGACAAGGCUGGUCGUCCCCAAUAAAGGCUACUCCUCGCUUGACCAGAGCCCAGACGAGAAGCCACUGGUAGCCCUUGACACGGACAGCGAUGAUGACUUUGACAUGUCCAGAUAUUCCUCCUCUGGCUACUCCUCUGCUGAGCAGAUCAAUCAAGAUUUGAACAUCCAGCUGCUGAAGGACGGCUACCGGUUAGAUGAGAUCCCCGACGACGAGGACCUGGACCUCAUCCCCCCCAAGUCCGUGAACCCCACCUGCAUGUGCUGCCAGGCCACGUCCUCCACCGCCUGCCACAUUCAGUAGCGGGCGGGCCGCUGCGGCCUCCCGGGGCGGGGCCACCGCGGGCCAGGUUGGACAGGGCAGGGGCCACCCCACCCCAGCUCGUCCGCCUGCCCCCGGCCCCCGCGCCCCCUACAGCCGCCAACCUCGUAACAGUCAUUGCUUCCUCCUAUGGUAGGACGUGUACCUCUGUGUGUUCAUGGAGCCGGAGAAACCAAAACCGGGUCUCUCUCCACCUCGGGGGCUGAGGAGGGGUGGGGGCUGUUUGUUCAGUCGCUUGGGGGACCUCACCCAGCACCCUGCCCCCCUCCCCAAAGCUGCAGUCCGGUGCGGGAGACGGGGAGUUGGACGGCAGGGAAGCCAACAGUAAUGAAUGGGGGAGGGAUAAGAAAGCAGGGACUCGGCCCCGCCCCAGCGAAGCCAUGAAACCCCCAGCCCCAGCCUGACGAGGAAAGGGGCUCGGAGGGAGAAAGGCCCAGGGCAGUCAGGGGGCAGGGCCCAGCACCUCAAAGCCCCCUCCACGCGCGCCCUGCUGGCCCAUGCACCUAUUUGCGUGUCUCCCCUCAUCGCCAGAUGGGAAGCCUGGCAAAGCUGCCCAGCAGGACAUCGCCCCCACCCAUCGGAUCACUGCCUUCUUCCUCCUUUUUGCCCCAUUCACCCCGUUCCUUGCUCUCUGGGUUGCGAGGGAGGGUAAGGUGGGCUUUAGAGCCAGGCCAGAGUUUGGGGUGCUAUGAUCUGUCUUCACCUGUCCCUAACCAACACGUCCAUCUCUCUGCCAACCUCCGCCCCCUCACACGCUGUGUUCAUUCGUCUCUGUCCCAGGCCGGAAGCAGGAGGUAAGGCUGGCCUCGAAUGCCCCAUUCCCAUCUCACUCCAGCCCAAGAUCCCGGAUGCUGCUUCCCAGAAAGAACCUCCCAGGAAGCAAGCUUAGGAGAAUACGGUGGCUGCAUGUGUGGUAGGGAGAGGUUGGCAGAAGGUGUGUGUGCCUGAGGCUGUCAGGGUGUGUCUCUGUCUCUCCAGAUGUCUGUUUCUGUCACGGGUGUGAGUGUCCCUGGUGGGGAAGUGACUGUGUGGUCUGUUAACAGUGUGAGAGGCUGCUCAGCAGUGCAGUGGACAAGAGCCCUGGACUUCGAGUCAGAAGCCUGGGUUCCGGUCCUAGCUCUGGCGUCUCCCUGGGAUCGUCAACAAGCCACUUGUGUUCUCCAGGCUUCGGUUUCCUCCACUGUAAAAUGAGCAGUGUCUGAAAUUAUUUUUAAGGUCCUUUCAAACCUGAAGGAAUUUCUUCACAGGAAUUUCUGUGGAGAUGUGCAGGAGGUCUCUGUGUGUCUUUGAGUACUAGGGGCUCCCUAAGUCGUAUGUCUGUGUGGAAAGGAGAGGGGAAGUUCCUACGGGACCUGUGUGUGUCUGAGCUCGUGUAGAUAUAUUUGGGAAUACGUGUGUCUGUGAAUGUGUGUGUAUAGGGGUAUCUAUUGUGUGUGUAGCAGUAUGGGGUGUCUGUGAGUCAGAAUGUGUGUACUGUUGCUUCUGCUGCUGUUGCUGGUUGGGGGAAGGGGUGCCAGAAAAGCCGAAGAUGAAAAUCAAGAGGGAAGAAGUGACCAAGGCGCUCCCCUGGGACUGGGAAAUAUAGACCUGCCCCCAUGUGAAGAAAAACAAAAGCACAGAUAGCCUAAGACUGCUCAGGUCUCUGCCCCACAAGCCACAUAUCCCAGGGCCAGGGUGUACACUCCCCAUUCCCCCAUGCUUACACCACACAUGCUGGUGUAUCCACACUCAUCUGUGCCACUCACACCCUGCAGGCAUGCAAAGGACACACCCACAGUCCAGUCCCUGCUGGCUGUUCCUGGGGGUGGGAGCUAGAAAGGGGAGAGGGCAGUGAGAAGACAGAGUAAGGCUGCUGGCUGAGGGAGGGUAGCACCCCUCCCUGCACCACACCCUGGGGCUGCCAGCUCCAAAGUGCUGAGGUGCCGCUCUGCUCCCUCAGCCCCUCCAACCCAUCCCUACCUCCUCAAGUGCAGGAAACCUGCCUUGACGAUGAGAAAAUGCCAACAGGAGGCAAGGACAGACAAGGCACCUGCAGGGCCCACAAGGCCCAUGCUGGCCCCCAUCUGAGCCCAUCUCUCCCACCCUGGUCAGCAUCCCCACCGCUUGUUGUCUGGGCCCCAGAGCCAAGCCUCCUCCUACCACCACUACCACUCUGGGCCCCUUGACUCACCCUUCUAGAACAUGGGUACCUCUUCUUUUCUGGGCAGGGCCUCCACCAGGGCUCAUUUAGACUGCUGCCUUUGCUACUGACUUGCUGUGUGACUCUGGCCUACUGCUCAACCUCUCUGGCCCUGAGGAACCAGGGAAAAGCUCCCUCCCUACAGGAUAUUCCUAGUUCCCUGGCAGGCAACGGCUUCUUCUGACUGAGGCAGCGUAGGCAGUGUAGGAGCGGUGGAGAGAGAGAGGGAGCUGGCGGCCAGCAACUUCGGAGUCUAGGGAGAGUGCGUGGUUCCCUCCUUCCCUGUCUGGGAGGUUGGAGGGGAGGAAUCAAGGCCUUAGCUUGCCCCCUGCCACACUUCCCCCUUGUAGAUACUGCCUUAACACUCCCUCUACCCUCAGCUCUGGCUGUCACCCAGCCAGGUUUCUCCGCGCUCACUAAUUUAUUUCCAGGAAGGUGUGUGGAAGACAUGAGCCGUGUAUAAUAUUUUUUUUUUUAACAUUUCCAUCGCAGUAUUGACCAUCAUCCUUGGUUGUGUAUCGUGUAACACAAAUAAUGAUAUUAAAAGCAUCAAACAA
This is a messenger RNA of Equus quagga, 3804 nucleotides long. It is a transcript of the gene FAM219A, whose product is annotated as family with sequence similarity 219 member A. The record is from RefSeq and is a predicted model, not a curated record. NCBI's taxonomy places the organism in Eukaryota, Metazoa, Chordata, Mammalia, Perissodactyla, Equidae. The transcript has 7 exons. Bases 340 to 1050 code for a protein of 236 amino acids.